AUGACGUUCGGGUUCCUCAUAGAGAAGAACUCCACGCUGAUGCUUGACUUCCAGCGAUUGGGAGACUCCGACAUGUCUGAUCCCGUGGACGGGAUGAGGCAGCUUCUUGAAGUCUGGGCUACCAGGGCCGCGGCAAAGAAGGCUGCCAAGAAAACAUCCAAGGCGCCCGGCUCGGAUCUCCCCCACAGCAAGGAGACGCCACGGGCGGAUCCUCGACCCGGCCAGGUCACAAUUGUCACGAUUCCUAUUACGGUCGUGGAAUUGGCCACCGUCCCCGACCUCGCUUACCCCCCAGUGAUCGAUCUGGAGCCGGAACCUGCGGACGCUCUGCUAUCCCACCGGAACAUUGACCUGGUGGCCGAGGCGGCCAUGAAGAUGGAGACGCUCCAGUUGGAGUUGGAGGCGGCCGUAAACCAAAGGGAAGCCGCCAAAGAGGCCUUGGCCAGUGAGACAGCCCAGGCAAAUGAGUCCCUGGCCAAAACAGUUUCUCAGGCCGGAGCGGACCGCGCGGAGCUCGAUCGGGCCACUCUCCAGCACGAAGAGGCCAUGUCCCAGAAGAAAUCCGAGGCCGAUGAGAAGAUGGCCCUUCUGGAGGCGGAGCUUCUCUGGGGAAAGACCGCAGAGGAGGCAGCGGCAACUCAGUCUAUCCAAGACCGGGAGAAGAUCAGAGGUUUGGAGGCUCGGAUCCAUGAUUUGGACAACUCGCUUUGCCAGAAGAAGAAGGCCCAUGAGGAGAUCCGCCGCGCGAAAGAGCAGGCGGACAACAUGCUGGGCGUUACCAUCAAGGAGGCCAUCUACAUGGCCUGGCCUUGUCAACUUGCUUUAAUUCUGUCAUUGAUGAAACUACCUGUCCAGUCCUCAACUUCAAAAAUCUGA
Messenger RNA from Humulus lupulus (European hop), 876 nucleotides. RefSeq lists its product as uncharacterized. The transcript is spliced from 4 exons. The record is from RefSeq and is a predicted model, not a curated record. Bases 1 to 876 code for a protein of 291 amino acids. NCBI's taxonomy places the organism in Eukaryota, Viridiplantae, Streptophyta, Magnoliopsida, Rosales, Cannabaceae.